AUGUCCCUGAAUCACAUUCCAAAAGUCGACAUCCAACCAUUCGUUAACAUGCUCGAGGAUCAGCUAAGCUACCGGAAACCAACAGGAACUAUACCCAAAACCGUUAAACCAUCCUUCGAACAGUGGCAACGCGAAACGAUUGGAGUACGAAAGGUUCGUGAGCUGCAGCAGAUGCACGAAAAGGAAAACGACAUUCGUAGGAAACGAGAAAUAGAGUUGACGGAAAAGCUUAAACAUUUGGAUAUACAGCGGCAAGCAGAAGCAGACAGAAUGAGGAAGGUGGAAGCAGAUCUUCGGCAGCAACUGCAAGAAUUUCGGGAACAUCACGAAGGAAUCUAUAGACAGCGCUUGCUAGAUUUGGAGAAACGUGACGACGAGCUGAACCAACUUCGACGGGUGGAAAAGCAGUUACGCGAUGAGUUAGAUGUAGCUCAUGGGCGACAACCAAGCUUAGGGGAUAGUGUUUUCAAUAUUAGUCCCCGAACAGGUAACAUUCCUCCUCCUCCAUCUGCUAUGUCACCGGCACCCUCUCCACUAAAUAUUUUUCCAAAUUACACACCACCAAUCCAACCAACAUACAUUCAAACACACCCGAACGAUUUUCAACACCCUGUAGAGAAUAAUACGCAGUUUCAGUAUGGUCCAACUCCCACGCAAAUGGUAGCUCGUCAUGUGUUCGCUAAGGACUUGCCAAUAUUCGAUGGGAAUCCUCUUGAUUGGCCACUGUUUAUCACCAGCUACGAGCAGUCUUCGAAUGCGUCUACCCACAGUGGACCUUCAAUCGUUCGGUCAGUAUAUGUAGCUGUAAGUACGAGUAAGAUUACGUUACGCCGGGAUGAUCGGGUCAAGUCCAAGAACAAAGCGUUCGUGAACACCCACACAGCCGUGAAUAUAUCUGGUGAUUUAACUGAAGUUCCUAAUAUAAACCAUCCUCCAGAUACGGGAGCAGAUUUCAAAACGUGCAUAGCUUGCAAGGGAAAGUGUAGGUCGAUGGAAAAGUGUUCUAGAUUUUUAAACAUGUCAUUAGAUGAUCGUUGGUCGUUAGUGAAAGAACGCAAAGUAUGUCGUCGUUGUCUUACGCCGCACCGUCGUUGGCCAUGCAAAGGAGAAGUAUGCGGAACCAACAAUUGCCAGAAGAAGCAUCAUCGACUGCUGCAUUUCGAACCAAAGGCUCCUGAGACAACAGUUGCAACAGUUUCUAUCCAUCGGCAAGUAAGUAGUUCAAUCCUGUAUCGAAUUCUUCCAGUCACACUGUACGGUCCCAAAGGAAAGGUGGAAACGUUUGCCUUUUUAGACGACGGUUCUGCAGUAACAUUGUUAGAGGACAAUAUAGCCAGACAAUUAGGAGCAGAAGGAAAAGCAACGUCUUUGUGUAUUCAAUGGACUGGAGGCGUAACUAAAACGAUUUCCGGAACCAGGAUCGUGGAGUUAGAGAUAGCAGCCGAUAGUAGUGGAAUUCGGUUUCCUUUGUCGAAAGUUUAUACAGUAGAUUGUCUUGGUCUUCCUAAACAAAGCAUUAAUUACGAAGCGUUGUCUAGAGAAUAUAGUCAUCUCAGGGGUCUUCCGGUGGCGAGUUUUAAUUCAGCAGUGCCAGGAAUACUUAUUGGUCUCAGCAAUAUGCAUUUACUGACAACUUUGAAAGCCAGAGAAGGAGGUACAGGAGAACCGGUAGCGAUGAAGUCUCGCAUUGGCUGGUCGGUGCAGGGUUGCUUACCAGGGGGAGCAGAAAGUAUGCCACAUCGUCAAAUGCAUGUUUGCGCUAGAGAGGAACAAGAUCUUCAUGAAUAUGUUCGACAGUUCUUUGAGUUCGAGAGUUUGGGAGUAACGGUGGCUCCAGAGAGAAAAUCAGCUGAUGAUCUUCGAGCACAACACAUUUUGGAAUCUACAACGAAACGAGGCACAGACGGUCGUUUUGAAGUGGGGUUGCUGUGGCGAUACGAUUACGUGGAGUUUCCCGAAAGUAAGCCUAUGGCUGAAAAACGAUUCAAAUGUUUGGAAAAACGGCUCCAUCAGAAUCCAGCUUUGUACAACUCAGUUCGACAACAAAUAUUAGCAUAUCAGCAAAAGGGAUACGCACAUCAGGCUUCGGAAGCAGAAAUUCAAUCCUUUGAUAUCCGACGGACAUGGUACCUGCCACUUGGAAUUGUACUGAACGAUAAAAAGCCGGGAAAAGUUCGUCUAAUUUGGGACGCUGCGGCGAAGGUCGAGGGAGUUUCACUGAACAGCAUGCUGAUGAAAGGUCCAGAUCUAUUGACUUCUUUAUUGUCCGUUUUAUUUCGUUAUCGAGAAAGGGAGGUGGCCAUUUCAGGUGACAUCAGAGAUAUGUUCCACCAGAUGACUGUGCGGAAGGAAGAUCGCUCCGCCCAGCUUUUCCUGUGGCGGGACACUCCAGAUCAAGAUAUCCAGACGAUGGUAGCCGACGUUGCUAUAUUCGGUGCCACAUGCUCACCUGCACAUUCCCAGUAUGUGAAAAACUUGAAUGCAGCCGAACAUGCGGACAGAUACCCUAAAGCAGCAGCAGCGAUCAUGGAUUCACACUACGUUGAUGAUUAUCUUCAACGCGUUGAUACAGCAGAGGAGGCGAUGGAGUUAGUCGAGCAGGUGUCGAAGGUCCAUGCCAACGGGGGAUUCCAAAUAGUUAACUGGUUGUCAAGCUCUAAAUUAGUUCUGGAGAAACUAGGUGAAGUGGAUCCUGCUAGCGUUAAAGCUUUACGAUUUGAUGGUGAGUCAGGAGAAGUAGUGGAGGAACGUCUUCUCGGAAUGGUUUGGCAACCGAUAACGGAUACCUUCUCAUUCUCAUUGGUAUUCCGUAAGGAAGUAACUGAUUUGAUCUUGGGUGAAGUGGUUCCCACAAAACGACAACUUCUUAGACUCGUGAUGAGCAUUUAUGACCCGCUCGGCAUGGUUUCAAAUUUCGUAAUUCAUGGUAAAAUACUUUUACAAGAAGUUUGGAGAUCAAAAACCGGAUGGGACGAACAGAUUACCCCUGAAAACGUGACACGUUUCAAGCUUUGGAUAGAGUUUUUGAGGAAAAUAGAAAUGGUCCAUAUCCAUCGAUGUUACUUCCCUGGGUAUCGCAGAGACAGUUUCCAGAGCCUGCAACUUCAUAUAUUUGUAGACGCUAGUGAGCAGGCGUAUGCAGCAGUUGCAUUUUUCAGAAUUGUGGAUUGUGGUGUAGUUCGAUGUACCCUCGUUUCAUCUAAGACCAAGGUUGCACCGCUGAAGCUGUUAUCUAUCCCACGUUUGGAAUUACUUGCGGCGGUUUUAGGUGUUCGGAUUAGAAAAACGAUUGAAUCAGAGCAUUCACUGGAAGUCAAGCAGACCUUUUUCUGGAGCGACUCUUCAACGGUCCUUGCUUGGAUCAGGUCGGAUCUACGGAAGUAUAGUUUGUAUGUGGGACACCGAAUCAACGAAAUUCUGGAAUCGUCUCGAAUCGACGAGUGGAGAUGGGUUCCAACUCGCCUCAACGUCGCUGACGACGCAACGAAAUGGGGGAAAGGACCGUCGUUUGAACCGGAAGGCCGUUGGUUUAGAGCCCCAAGUUUCCUUUACGAUGAACAAGAAGAAUGGCCUAAAGAUCGUGCUGUACCGGAAACAAUCGAGGAGGUGCGUUCAUUCCGUAUCAACACACACGUUUUAUCAGAACCGAUCGUCGAUCCCACUCCCUUUUCCAAAUGGGAAAGGCUGUUACGUGCUACAGGCUACGUCCAUUGCUUCAUCGAUUCCAGGAAAAUGGAAUCGAAAAAAUUGACUAGUGAACACCUAAGAAAAGCGGAGCAAACUUUGUGGAAAGUAGCACAAGCUGAGUUCGGUGAGGAAAUUGCAGUUUUGAAUUAUAACAAGAAUGUCACGUUGGAGAAGAAACGGAAAAUUAAGAAAUCAAGUCCGAUAGCAAGCUACAACGCCUUUCUAGAUGAAGCAGGCGUCUUGAGAGUAAGUGGGCGUUUGGAAGCGGCUGAUUGGUUACCCUAUGACGCAAAGUACCCUAUAAUACUUCCCAAAAAUCAUCGGAUCACCGUUUUGUUACUGGACUGGAUGCAUCGGAAACACCAUCAUGCGAAUAACGAAACAGUGACCAACGAAAUUCGACAGAGGUUUCGAAUUCCUCGACUACGAGUACAAGUGCAAUUGGCCAAGAAGAACUGCAUGUGGUGUCGGGUUUACACGACAGUGCCGGCAGCACCAAUAAUGGGGCCACUUCCCAGAGUGAGAAUCACUCCCUUUCUGCGCCCCUUUACUUAUUUGGGAAUCGAUUAUUUCGGGCCAUACUUGGUUAAGGUGGGAAGAUCAGCAGUGAAACGUUGGGUUGUGCUCUUUACAUGCCUGACCAUAAGAGCUAUACAUUUGGAAGUGGCAGCGACGUUGACAAGUGAUUCAUGUAAGAAGGCGAUUCGGCGAUUCAUUGCUCGUCGAGGUGCGCCUGAAGAAAUUUAUACGGACAACGGAACCAAUUUCUUGGGUGUUAGUCGUGAGCUACAAGCAGAGAUGCAGAAAAUCAACAACGAACUUAGCAGCACUUUUACCGACACGUCGACGCAGUGGCAUUUUAUUCCCCCCGCAGCGCCGCAUAUGGGCGGGUGCUGGGAAAGGAUGGUGAGAUCGGUUAAGGCAGCAUUAGGAUCGAUACCGACAGAAAGGAAACUUGACGACGAAUCACUUAGCACCGUAUUGGCGGAAGCAGAACACAUGGUGAACUCGAGGCCGUUGACAUUUAUUCCGCUGGAAACAGAAAAUGAUGAAUCGCUGACACCUAAUCAUUUUUUGCUGAUGAGUUCUCAAGGAGUGCGCCAGGGUAUGAAAAAACCAGUAGAACAAGCUGUUGCCUUCAAAAGAAGUUGGGAUACGAUACAAUAUGUUCUACAAUGCUUCUGGAGACGCUGGAUCGUCGAGUACCUACCAACCAUUACACGUAGGACAAAAUGGUUUGAAGAAGUACGUCCGAUAAAAGAGGGUGAGUUGGUUGUAAUUGUGGAUGAGGGUGUCAGGAAUCGUUGGAUACGUGGAAAGGUUCUGAAAACUCAUUUGGGUAAAGAUGGCAUAGCCAGAGCCGCAGAUCUACAAACAAACAAGGGUAUUUUAACCAGACCGUUUACCAAAAUCGCACUGCUAGAUGUCGGAGUGCAUGACACCGAUGCAGAGACUACGGUGACAUGA
Messenger RNA from Uranotaenia lowii, 5154 nucleotides. RefSeq lists its product as uncharacterized. Gene Ontology annotation, biological process: DNA integration. The coding region runs from base 1 to 5154 and encodes 1717 amino acids. The record is from RefSeq and is a predicted model, not a curated record. Lineage: Eukaryota; Metazoa; Arthropoda; Insecta; Diptera; Culicidae. The transcript has 3 exons. Gene Ontology annotation, molecular function: nucleic acid binding.